Messenger RNA from Thelazia callipaeda (thelaziosis nematode), 243 nucleotides. The record is from the annotation of a GenBank genome assembly. Lineage: Eukaryota; Metazoa; Nematoda; Chromadorea; Rhabditida; Thelaziidae.
AUGACUGAUGUGCAUUGCUGCUAUGUUCUCUCGCUUGUAUUGGGUGCUUACGACCGGUGUUCCCCUGCAGUUCUUUUGCACCGACUGCUAGUGGUACUAACCUGCCUCUUAGGUCUCAACCGAGCAGCCCGCGAGAAUCUCGCAGGGAUCGGGAGUACCAUUUUUCUCGCCACUGUGUCCGGAGAUCUGCUACUGUUAUGGGCCUAUGCGGGCUGUGAUACGGCGAUCGAUCCAAGACCGUAG